Messenger RNA from Urocitellus parryii (Arctic ground squirrel), 2913 nucleotides. It is a transcript of the gene Setd7, whose product is annotated as SET domain containing 7, histone lysine methyltransferase. Gene Ontology annotation, molecular function: histone H3K4 monomethyltransferase activity; chromatin binding; protein binding. The record is from RefSeq and is a predicted model, not a curated record. Gene Ontology annotation, cellular component: nucleus; chromosome. Gene Ontology annotation, biological process: regulation of DNA-templated transcription; peptidyl-lysine monomethylation; heterochromatin organization. Lineage: Eukaryota; Metazoa; Chordata; Mammalia; Rodentia; Sciuridae.
CGGUCCUGAGUGCACGUGAGAAGCCCCGAGCUGCCAGGACCGUGUGGCACGCUCGGAGCGCGCAAAGUCGCGCAAAAGCAAGAGAUAAAYGCCGAGGGGCCCAGGGACCGGUUGGCUGGGGCACGGAGUCAGCACGGCCCCGGAGCGCCUUUCGUUUUAAGGAGCCUUACUUCUGGGAAGGGACAGGGAACUGUCAAUCAGCGAGGGAGGGAGCGCACCGGCGCUGGGUGAUGUCAGCGGAUCAGCUGCUCGAUAACAAAGAGGGGGUAUCACAGGAGAAAGUUGCAGCGGCGGCGGCCACCGCGGCACCCCGGAGCCUCGGAGGCCAGGGGCAAGUGGGCGAAGGGAGGGGGGACGGCUGCUGCGGCAGCAGCUGAAGGCCGAGGAAUUGAAAGGGCUGUAGGGGGAGGCAGUGCGAGCCAGCCCCGACUGCUCCUCCUCUUCCUCCUCCUCCUCCAAACUCGCAGGGCUCAGCCCCAGCGCUCGCUCAGCCGCCGGGAGCACCCRGAGGGACGGGAGGCAGCCGCGCGGCCCCGAGCUGGGCAGGGUCCCCGGCCGCCAUGGAUAGCGACGACGAGAUGGUGGAGGAGGCAGUGGAAGGACACCUGGAUGAUGAUGGAUUGCCACAUGGGUUCUGCACAGUCACCUACUCCUCCACCGACAGAUUCGAGGGCAACUUUGUUCAUGGAGAAAAGAACGGACGUGGGAAGUUCUUCUUCUUUGAUGGCAGCACCCUGGAGGGGUACUACGUGGACGACGCCCUGCAGGGCCAGGGCGUCUACACUUACGAGGACGGCGGCGUUCUCCAGGGCACCUACGUGGACGGAGAGCUGAACGGCCCAGCGCAGGAGUACGACACGGAUGGACGCCUGAUCUUCAAGGGGCAGUACAAAGACAACAUUCGCCAUGGAGUGUGCUGGAUCUACUACCCAGACGGAGGCAGCCUUGUAGGGGAUGUCAACGAAGAUGGAGAGAUGACUGGAGAGAAGAUAGCCUAUGUGUACCCUGACGAGAGGACCGCGCUUUAUGGGAAAUUCAUUGAUGGAGAGAUGAUCGAAGGAAAACUGGCCACGCUCAUGGCCACUGAAGAAGGGAAGCCUCACUUUGAACUGAUGUCUGGAAGCUCCGUGUACCACUUUGAUAAGUCGACUUCAUCUUGCAUUUCAACCAAUGCUCUCCUUCCAGAUCCGUAUGAAUCGGACAGGGUUUAUGUUGCUGAGUCUCUCAUUUCCAGUGCCGGAGAAGGACUAUUUUCCAAGGUAGCAGUGGGACCGAAUACUGUUAUGUCUUUUUAUAAUGGAGUCCGAAUCACACACCAAGAGGUCGACAGCAGGGACUGGGCCCUUAAUGGAAACACCCUGUCCCUCGACGAGGACACAGUCAUUGAUGUGCCUGAACCCUACAACCACGUAUCCAAGUACUGUGCCUCCUUGGGACACAAGGCGAACCACUCCUUCACUCCAAACUGCAUCUACGAUAUGUUUGUCCACCCCCGCUUCGGGCCCAUCAAAUGCAUCCGCACCCUGCGAGCAGUGGAGGCCGAUGAGGAGCUCACGGUUGCCUACGGCUAUGACCACAGCCCUCCUGGAAAGAGCGGGCCUGAAGCCCCCGAGUGGUACCAGGUGGAGCUGAAGGCCUUCCAGGCCACCCAGCAAAAGUGAAAGGCCUGGCUCCGGAGUCCAGAGACCUGGAAUAGAAACUUGGAUCUAUGCACUACGUUUAUCCAACAAUGGGACAACCAGGGACUGCUCAUGCUGUGACAUCACAUCCUCUCACCCUGCGUUAGCAACGACUUUCUCGCAUACUAACUAGGUUUGACUGUAUUACUCAUACCAGAUUUAAAAUUAGCUAGCCUUGCAACAACGUCUUACUGAGAGGUCUUGCCGAGCGCUGACACAGACAGCACCAUGUACUUUGGUGGUUCAAGUCUAAACCUGUACCACGUUCAGAGAUGCCAAAUGAUUAGACUGAAAAAGGGAAAGGGGUUUUUUUUCAGUCAUUUUUUUCUGUCGGGGGUUUUCCAUGACGUUUUUCCUACGGCCAAAGCAGACUGUCGUUGCACUUGCCUUUGUGCCGUGCUGGAGUAGAGAACGACGACAUCUUUAUUCUCUCAAUGUAGGAUAAUUUGCCUUUUAACCUUUGAUCUGUAUCUUGCAAUAGAAUGGCUUUGUUUCUUUUCCUAGUGAACAGAAGCCCACUUGAGUUACUCCUCAUUCCCUAUCGUAGAUGCCCUUCACAGGAGAAACUUCCACAUGGAUUCUGCAUCCGUGGCAAUGUGUACGUCUCUCUGGUUCUUUCUAUAUCAUUAUUUCAUUAUUAUGUCCUAAUAUAAGUACUGGCUCCUAAGGCCAGGAUAUUACUAUAGAAUUAUUAUUCUCGCAUGUAAACAAAGAUAUCUUUGCUUUCAGAUGUGAGAAGAAAUGAAUUUGCUUUGUUUGCAUUAAGUUAUGGAAGAGUUGUAAUAUAUACCUUCAGAAAGAAGAGAGGAAAAUUAGUUAUUUCCAAGCAGUAACUGUGGCAAUUUUGCAAUAUCUUCAAUAGUGCUAGUGACUCUUUUUUCUCCCUGGGUGCACAUUACAUGUACAUAACCUAGCACAGCCUAGCUUGGGGUGCCCAGUGCAUUGAAUUCAGAAGUCAAACAGAAAACUUGAGUUCUAACGCAGAAUUCAAAAAUUUAUUUUAAAUCAGUACUAUGAAAGCAGACAUACUGAUCACUAGGUACAAAUCAAACCUUAAUGCUAAAACUCUUCCUCGUUGUAAUUUCAAAGCACUUACCUGUAAGCUAAGAGUUCACACCUGCAUACUUUAAAAGCAUUAUUGAUAGCAUUUCAGCCAUUUCACAAGCCAUGUAUAAUCACCACUACAGAAAUAAGGAAAAAAAAACAAACCUGUUUUUUAGUUUAGCAUAUUAGA